Pyrus x bretschneideri (Chinese white pear) is the source of this 1725-nucleotide messenger RNA. RefSeq names its product isocitrate dehydrogenase [NADP]. NCBI's taxonomy places the organism in Eukaryota, Viridiplantae, Streptophyta, Magnoliopsida, Rosales, Rosaceae. Gene Ontology annotation, cellular component: mitochondrion. The coding region runs from base 124 to 1362 and encodes 412 amino acids. The record is from RefSeq and is a predicted model, not a curated record. Gene Ontology annotation, molecular function: NAD binding; magnesium ion binding; isocitrate dehydrogenase (NADP+) activity. Gene Ontology annotation, biological process: isocitrate metabolic process. The transcript has 16 exons.
GCAUCUUCCUAUAAUAAUUUGCCUGCCUCUCACCGUUGAAGAGUCGCCGUUUCCAUUCCCCUCGUAUCUACAUAUCUACCCUUCCAAUUCCAAGCAAUCACUCCCAGACGAACACAAGCACCAAUGGCUUUCCAAAAGAUCAAGGUCGCCAACCCCAUCGUCGAGAUGGACGGGGACGAAAUGACAAGGGUUUUCUGGAAAUCCAUCAAGGACAAGCUUAUUUUGCCAUUUGUGGAAUUGGACAUCAAAUACUUUGACCUUGGUCUUCCUCAUCGUGAUGCCACUGAUGACAAGGUUACUGUUGAAAGUGCCGAGGCUACUCUCAAGUACAAUGUAGCGAUCAAGUGUGCAACUAUUACUCCAGAUGAGGCUCGUAUGAAGGAGUUUAACUUGAAGAGUAUGUGGAGGAGUCCCAAUGGGACUAUUAGGAAUAUUUUGAAUGGUACUGUUUUCAGAGAACCAAUUAUUUGCAAAAACAUCCCUCGCCUUAUCCCAGGCUGGACAAAGCCGAUAUGCAUUGGAAGACAUGCUUUUGGUGAUCAGUAUCGAGCAACUGAUGCAGUCAUUAAAGGACCUGGGAAACUGAAAUUGGUGUUUGUGCCAGAAGGAAAGGAUGAGAAGACAGAGCUAGAGGUUUACAACUUUACAGGGGAGGGGGGAGUUGCAUUGGCCAUGUAUAACACUGAUGAGUCCAUCUGUGCUUUUGCAGGGGCUUCCAUGACCACAGCUUAUGAGAAAAAGUGGCCUCUUUAUCUUAGCACAAAAAAUACUAUACUGAAGAAGUAUGAUGGAAGAUUCAAGGACAUAUUUCAAGAAGUUUAUGAAGCUAACUGGAAAUCAAAGUUUGAAGCUGCUGGCAUAUGGUAUGAGCAUCGUCUCAUUGAUGAUAUGGUGGCUUAUGCACUUAAAAGUGAUGGUGGGUAUGUUUGGGCAUGCAAGAAUUAUGAUGGAGAUGUGCAAAGUGAUAUGUUAGCUCAAGGGUUUGGAUCUCUUGGAUUGAUGACAUCAGUACUGGUGUGCCCAGAUGGAAAGACUAUAGAAGCUGAAGCUGCGCACGGUACAGUUACUCGGCAUUACAGGGUUCACCAGAAGGGAGGUGAAACGAGUACAAAUAGCAUAGCUUCUAUCUUUGCUUGGACAAGAGGCCUAGCACACAGGGCGAAGUUGGAUGACAAUGCAAGACUUUUGGAGUUCACUCAAAAACUCGAGGAAGCUUGUAUUGGAACUGUGGAAUCGGGGAAAAUGACCAAGGAUCUUGCACUAAUUCUUCACGGAUCCAAGCUGGCUAGGAACCACUACUUGAAUACUGAAGAGUUCAUUGAUGCUGUGGCCGAGGAACUGAAAGCUAAGCUUGCUUGCUAGGAACCACUGCAGUUUCCAGACUUGGUUUGGAGGGAUAGGCAACUGUAGACUUCUGUAUUUUGAAAUAAGGCAGGGGGGCGGAAAAAAGGGAAGGCUCCGAAGGGCGGAAAAAGGGAAGGCAGGAAGGGUAGAAAAGGCGAAGCCAAGGGUGGCGGAAACUUCCCCCUCUGGUGUUAUGUUAGUGUUGUUAACUCAUCUGUUUCUUGUGUGUGUUAGUUUCUUGUGCACCAUUUGGAUUCUCGGCUCUUAUUGAUUUGCUUGUUCUUUCCUCCUCGUCGGUUGGUAGCUUUGGCAAUUUUCCUUCUUCAUGACUCACCUCAAAUUUUAUGACUCCUCUCUUUAUAGAAGAACAUUUUAAUUUCA